AUGAAAAGACUGCUUUUCAGGUGUUGGAAGGAUCUGAUUGCAAAAUCUAGGUCAAGGUCAGGCAGUUUGGAGGAGAAGGAAGAGAGGAUACAGAAUCCUGCUCUGGAAUGGAACCAGCUGCUACAGCGAGAUGAGGAAUCUGAAGUAAAAGUGUUCCCAUUGUGUGCCAGUUGUGACUUAAGAAUAGUUCUUGCUCCAGCCAUUGUAGAAACCAGUGUCACAAAGUCCAAUAUAGUGUGCGGCUACUCUGCUGAAGUGAACGUGACCAGUGACAUGGAUUUCUACCUCAGCACCAAUCAGGUGGGGCUUUUCUGGGACAUUUUCACCACUAACAUCACAUCAGGCACAGUGAAACAACAAUGCCAAAAAGAUAGGGGGCAUCAUGCUACAAGAGAGGCCAUAUCCAAAGCUAAGUCAUCCGAAAUUUCAGAAACGCAAAGCACCAUUUCUGAUGGCACCACCCAAAGGGCCGAGACAACAUCUUCACAGAGAUUCAGCUCCCAAGAAAAAGGGGUGAAUCCUUUGAAGGGUGUCACCCCCUUUGACAUCUUGCUAACAGCAGGGCGAAUCUCCUUUACUUGUUACUCUCACAGAGUAGCAAAGGACCACUGCAGGAAAGACUCAACUCUUGAAAACUUACUUUCACAGAUAAAAGCAAGCGGUCACUCGGCCACUAGAAAGAGAAGUGACCUUGAGGAGCCCUUGGACAAAAUGGAGGAAGACAAAAGUGCUGAGUCAUUCUGUAGUUUUGAGCGAAGUGAAAGUGUGUAUUACACCCCACAGAACAGUAUGAGUGAAGCAAUCCAUGAGGAAAACUUGGACCAAGAUAAUGGUGGUCAAGCUGGACAGUCGGAUGAAGGAGUUAUUGAUACGGUGCCAUAUUUCUAUGCAUAUUUCUCUCAGCCUCACAGCGUGGCAUCUUGUCAUCCAGAUAGACAGAAACUGGAGAUGUCUUGUUACGAUGUCACUCUAAAGGGAGCAAAGUCUGGGUAUAUUUUAGAAGACCCUUUCAAGAUGUUGCCAGACCUUGGUGACUUUACUGCCCACUGGGUGGAGACACGUGCAGGGGAGACUGAUCCCAAGACAGGCAUACCUCCAAGUCUGUAUACUUUUAAAGCAGAAAACUUUCUUACUGGAAAAGCUGGACUUACUGUGAGUAUAGAGAGGCCUCUGAAGCUGAACCUCAGCUUGGUGCUACUGGAGCAAGUUAAAGAGUUAGUGCAGGAGACACUGGAACAACUGAGACAAAGGGAGCAGACGACAGUUGCUGCGAGACAGUCUUCAGAAACUGUGCAGCAGACAACUGGAGAAAAGGAACUGACGACAAAUCCAGAUUGUGAUCCAGCUGAAUCCACAGAGAUGGCUCCGGGGUCAGUACCAGCCUAUGUGAGAUACCUCAGUGCUAUCCGCAAUAUCAACAUAGGCACAGUCCAGAUGGUGGUUGCCAUGACAACAGUGCCACACGAGGAGCAUGCUGGGAUACUCAUGGCACUGUCACAGUUCCAGGCUGGUAUCGAGCUGGAAGCUGACGAAGGUGCUCUCUCAGCAAUCAGCAUAUCAGCCUGGCUUAGCAACAUACUGGUCAAGACUCAGUACCAUUCUACUGUCCGUCCACUCCUGGGACCACUGUCCACCAGCAUGGACGCCCAGUUACAGUGGAUAGUGCACAGUGGACCAAGAUGGCUGCCACAGGUGUGUGCAAGCGUGGAGUGUGGACCCGUGCAGAUUUGUGUCGGACAAGAGCAUGCACUGUGCAUGUUGACGUUGGCUAAACAUUGGAGUAUUUACAACAAGAUUCUACAACAGGCAACUAGUGUCCACACAGAACCUGGAUCAACAAGAGAGAAGAGGAGAGAGAAGACCAAGAAAACCAGGAAAAAUGACCAGGGAGUCAGCUCAGUGGAUGAUCUGAGAACAGGGGCAUUCCAAUAUGUCUUUACUAAUGAUACCCCAGAUGUCACCCCUGAGGCUGGAGAGAUAGUGUUUGGGUCUGAUGAAGAAGAGGACGUGGCCUUCAUGGCCUGGUGUUAUCCAGAGGCCAGACUACUGACCAAAGUCCAUGUAGCACCUGUCCCCUUUAGUACCAGCCAGCUUAGCCCUACUGGCAAGGUUGACUGUGUUCUGCAGUACUGGUGCAUACUAAACAAAAACUACAUUGACUACCAACAGUUCCAAAUUACAGAGGGAAAUGACUGCCAGGUGGAGCUGCCAGGUUUACAAGACAAGCCCACAGUAGCUCAAGUCUGGAGAGUCCUUAUCUAUCAUGGAGACAGGGAGGAAAGAUCCCAGUCUGAGAGCCCUGACCCAGUUGUGUCACCAAUGACACUAGCAGCCUCUAUGAGGGUGGACUCCUGUAUUUUACCAGCACUGGUCCCAGCUGUGAGGUUUCAGUGUACUGCCUCGGUACUAGUGAUGAGAAUGAGUAACCACUUCCAACAUCUUGGCAAAGCAACUCCCAGCAAGCUCUGUCCAUUUUAUCUGGACAAUUGUAGCCCCUCGGACCAAGAUGUCUUAACCAUUACUGUAGAUGACCCAAGCUUUGACAUGUCCAUGUGGAUGGGUGAAGCUCUACAGACCACUGGACAGGUGACUGGCAUUGGUCAGUGUGAUAUUGUGGAAUACAGAAAUCUGACCACCCAAACCUUAGUGGACCCUGUGGCUGCUAGUGCUAGCAUACAGUAUACCCUGGAGACGGAGGUGAGAAAGAUGGAUAAGAGAGCUGACACAUUCACAUAA
Messenger RNA from Lingula anatina, 2736 nucleotides. RefSeq names its product intermembrane lipid transfer protein VPS13B. The record is from RefSeq and is a predicted model, not a curated record. NCBI's taxonomy places the organism in Eukaryota, Metazoa, Brachiopoda, Lingulata, Lingulida, Lingulidae.